AUGGCAUCUCGAGCCCUUGCUCCCAUCGUUCGGCGAUCUGUCGCCGCUUCUCGGGUCUCUUCCAAGGCCUUGAGAGGUGGAAGCCCACCCAUGCCUGCAUAUGUCAGAAUUCCAGCCCCAUCGGAGCCCUUGGUGGAAAACCAUGAUUGUCUCUUUGACGACGCUUGCGCUCCUGAAUUGGCCUUGGACUUUGACUGCCAGAAUGUCUCUACUAGCGAGGGGUUCAUGUCCUGGAUGAUUGGAAUGGGUCUUUUUGCAUCCCUCUUCAUGACAAUCAAAUACAUCGAGGACCCUUAUGCUUGCAACCCUGCAAUCUCAAGAGCCGAAUCUGAUGACAUUGUUGUCACACUCAAGCACCACGAGUAA
Messenger RNA from Cylindrotheca closterium, 366 nucleotides. The record is from the annotation of a GenBank genome assembly. NCBI's taxonomy places the organism in Eukaryota, Bacillariophyta, Bacillariophyceae, Bacillariales, Bacillariaceae.